AUGCUCCCCAUCCCGCGACUGAAGGGCCAACCCCAGCUGUGGCACAUGAGUGGGGAGCCACCUGGGUGGGUGUGGAUGAUCCCCGCCACCUCCGGGCUCUGCAGGAUUGGCGCCGCGCCCGCUCCCUUCCUGCUGUCCUCGCACCCGCCGCCGCCACCGCUGCUGCAAGCCGUCUCAAGCUGGCAGCUGUCCUGCGAGCCCUUCCUGCCUCUGAUGAGAGUACCCUCAGCCGAACCCGCCAUCCAGCCCUACCCCCUGAUGAACAUCCAGUGGGAGCUUCCCUCAAGACCUGCUGUCAUGGGUUUCCAGCCGUCUGCCAGCAUGGACCUUGUCCCCGUCUUUCCGUGCAUGUACCACUCAGUGUUGCCCCCCCAUGUCGGCAAAGGGUGGGUCGAGAAGAGGCUCCCAGAUCAUAAGGUCUACUUGAACAAUGCCCUGGCUUUGGACUCGGCGUGGAUCAGUCCUGAAGAAACAGGGAUGCUCCAGAGGCUGGAAAAGCCACUCCUGAUGACAAAUCAGAUGGCAAUGAGCAUAUCUAGGCCAGCUGCUGCCUCCAGAAACCUCCCCACCGUUCUGGUGUCACCCCAGCGCAUAUCAGCCUGUCCUGUGGCCAUCAAGCGAGUUGGCAGCAACAAGAGGAUUGCCCUAGCGGCGGCUGCCAUGAUGGCGAUGGAAUCAGAGACAGCUCAAGGACCGCUGGGGGCCUCGGCCCAGCCGUUCCACCUUCUCUCCUUGUCACCAAUCAAGAUCCCUUUUCUAUCAACCAGAGGCUCAGCCCGGACACCCUGGGAGGGAUUGGCAGGUCCUGUUGUGCCCAUCGCCAAGGUGACGUCCCUGUCAGCACCUGCAGUGACCGUCAUGGCCGGAGACUUGACAGAACAAAUGGCAGCAGAUAAAAGCUUAGAUAGGAGGAAAACGUCUUGUACGGGGACAGUGGUCCUGCACGCUGAUCCAUCGCCUGAAAACAAAAAUGAGGAAGAGCCACUCAAGAUCACCAUAGAGGAAGAAAGUGCCCCAAAGGACAAACGGCCAGUUGCAUCCACCCCCGUUCCUGGAUCGCCAUGGUGCGUAGUUUGGACAGGGGAUGACAGGGUGUUCUUCUUCAAUCCCACAAUGCAACUCUCUGUUUGGGAGAAGCCCCUUGAUUUAAAAGGCCGUGGAGACCUCAACAGAAUUAUCGAAGAUCCGCCGCACAAGCGGAAGAAGGGCUCAUUAUCCCCAGAAGAAGGUUUAAAUUCCCUCUCAGCUGAUGAGGACGAUGCAGAGGGACACAAUGGCAAGACCAAAAGGAACAAAAUGGAAGACUCUCUUUCCUCUGAUCAAGAGAAGAACAAAAAUGAGGAGAAGUGUACCAAAACCGCCCGCCAUCUUACGAUUCUCCCACUGGAACUGCGGAUCGCACAUUUCAGGGACAUGCUUUUGGAGCGAGGGGUGUCCGCAUUUUCUACCUGGGAAAAAGAAUUGCACAAAAUAGUCUUCGAUCCACGCUAUCUCUUGCUCAGUUCAGACGAACGAAAGCAGAUUUUUGACCAGUUUGUUAAGGCCAGAAUAAAAGAAGAAUAUAAAGAAAAAAAGAGCAAAUUGCAACAGGCCAAGGAGGAAUUUCGCAAACUUCUUGAGGAAUCUAAGAUCACAUCCAGGUCGACAUUUAAGGAGUUCUCUGAGAAGCACGGUAGAGACCAGAGGUUCAAGCUGGUUCAGAAACGGAAAGAUCAAGAACAUUUCUUCAAUCAAUUUGUCAACGCGCUGAAAAAACGUGACAAAGAGAACAGACUAAGGCUGCGCAAGAUGAGAUGAAAGGCCAUGAACUUUGCAAUAAACUCUUCCAAAUACUGUGAAAGGGUUGCUGACCACUAAAUCAAAUCACUUUUGUAAAAUGCCAACUGCUAUCCUGUAGUCGAUACUUUAAAUGGUCAUAGCCAGCAACAUACCCAACAACUUAUAACAAAGUUUUUAUUUUAAAACUGGCAAUGUGUGUCAUAGAAGUAAAGAUUAUGAAGUUAACCAGUGACAAGAUGUUUAAUCUGUUUCAUAUUGAAGCUCUUUUUGAAAUUUCAGAAUGUGUUGAGAUGAAAAAGAGUAUAUUUGUCUGUAUGUGCGUAUAUAUUCAUACUCACAUGCAGCAGAAGUGAAUAUGUAAAUAAAAUAACAAUAAGGAAAUCCUUGUUUAAGAAGCUUUAGAAAUUA
Molecule: messenger RNA, 2187 nt
Organism: Scleropages formosus (Asian bonytongue)
Lineage: Eukaryota; Metazoa; Chordata; Actinopteri; Osteoglossiformes; Osteoglossidae
Gene: tcerg1l
Product: transcription elongation regulator 1 like
Exons: 13
Coding region: 1-1797 (598 amino acids)
Cellular component (GO): nucleus
Molecular function (GO): transcription coregulator activity; RNA polymerase binding
Source: RefSeq, a predicted model, not a curated record